AAUCCCGUUGGUAGAACCUAUCAUAAUCUUUAAAAAAAGAUGUCUGCCGUAACGGUUAGUUGUCUCGUUGUCAUUCUAACUCUACAUUUGACUUUUGUCCACGGACUUCUCUUGGAUAACAUAAACAAUCAACAGAAAACAACUCCAACCAGCUCUGCGCAUCAAGAUACAUUGGUUUUCCUUAUGCAAGAAGUGAUGCAAAUCAAAAAUAUUCUACAACAAAAAACGAGAGAGAUUGACAAUCUGCGAUCGGCCGUCUUCAACGAAUCGUCGUCGAUGUUUCUAAAUUUGACGAAGGAGAUACAAGCAUUGAAGAACGGAAGUUACAACUCGAAUGAUAUCUUGAAGCUGAGUAAUGAAAUUGCAGUGUUGAAGUUUACUGUUGAAAAUGAACUAGCUAACCAUCUUCAAACCUUGAGCGGUACUAACAUGACAGAUAUGUUUGCUAAACUUACUAAUCUUGAAAAUGCCUUUCGCCAAUUUACACUUGUCUUAAACCAAAAAGUGUCUAUAUCGGAUUUAACACAAGCAUUGACACAAAAAGUGUCUACAUCGGAAUUGGUCGCUGUAGAGCAACGUUUAACAACUUUGUCAACGCAAAAGGUGUCUACAUCCGACUUAACACAAGCCUUGGCACAUAAAGUAUCUACAUCCGACUUAGCACAAGCAUUGACACAAAAAGUGUCUACAUCUGAAUUUGCCGCUGUAGAACAACGUUUAACAACUUUGUCAACCAAACUAGAGGCACAACUCAAGAACAUCACGGAAGGUGUCAAUGCUUUGCAACAAGGAAAUAUUAUCCCAGGUAGAAUCAGAUUGGUGAACGGGUCCACACCCUGGAUGGGAAGAGUAGAGGUGUCCUAUCAAGGAACUUGGGCGACGGUAUCUUCCAGAAUAUCCAAUCUUUUGUACACUUUUGACGAUAAGGCAGCCGAGGUCGUAUGUCGAAUGCUAGGAUAUCCGACAAAAAACGCAGCGGCUAUACACGAGAAUUCUCCUCUGUAUUUUGGGAAAGGUACAGGGUAUGUCGACACAAGUCUUUAUGGUUUACAUUGCAACGGAGAUGAAAAUUCACUUUAUGAUUGUCCUCAUUAUUCGGAAGAGCCAAAUCCAUAUCAUACCCACAAACAUGACGUCGGAGUCGCAUGCAUGGACAUACGUUUGGUCGGUGGAUCGUCGCCAUCGAAUGGAAGAGUCGAGGUAAACUUUGGAGAGGGCUGGGGAACUGUGUGUGACGAUGAUUGGGAUGACAACGAUGCUCGGGUAGCGUGCAGAAUGCUGGGAUAUCAUGGGUCUGCCCAGGGCCUUCAGGGUUCAUCCACCACUGGAGGACAUGGUUUUAUUUUGUUAGACCACCUACUGUGCACGGGAAGUGAAACCUCAUUGGCAACGUGCAAGAAAAGUAUCGAAAUUGGUUACCAUGGAUGUAGUCAUGUCGAGGACGCACGUGCAGUUUGCCAUAAUUAAAUCUAAAUUUUCGAACUUCCUAUUGAUGAGUGAGAAUGCACGUAAGGUUACAUCUGAGAUAUUAAUAUAUGGAUGGUUAAAAAGCCUACAAAAACUAAAACCACAGGAGAGUCCCGUUUUCAAGUUCCAAUAAUCAGAGAUUGAAACUGUUAUUUGCCUGUAGAUGCAAAGUAAUAAAGAUUUUUUACAUAGAAAAUUUUACAUUUGUUUUAUUGAUUUCAUGUCAAAUUAUAUCAAAUGCAUUUUUUAAAUAGUUACAGGGUUUGUGCAUGUUAUACUUUGAAAUCCAUCAAGAUGGAAAAUCAUGGGAACAUUGUUUUUGUCCUGUCUGGCCAUCUGUCAAUCUAUGAUAAUUCACUAAAUUAAACGUUUG
This is a messenger RNA of Magallana angulata, 1840 nucleotides long. Its product is annotated as deleted in malignant brain tumors 1 protein-like. Gene Ontology annotation, cellular component: membrane. NCBI's taxonomy places the organism in Eukaryota, Metazoa, Mollusca, Bivalvia, Ostreida, Ostreidae. The record is from RefSeq and is a predicted model, not a curated record. The transcript is spliced from 5 exons. Bases 40 to 1467 code for a protein of 475 amino acids.